Messenger RNA from Rhipicephalus microplus (southern cattle tick), 1671 nucleotides. It is a transcript of the gene Ubc10, whose product is annotated as ubiquitin conjugating enzyme 10. NCBI's taxonomy places the organism in Eukaryota, Metazoa, Arthropoda, Arachnida, Ixodida, Ixodidae. The record is from RefSeq and is a predicted model, not a curated record.
CUGCGAGUGCCGCAUGGAGUCGCCGGCUUCUGGAUCAUUCGAAAAUGGCAGCGACUAGGCGGCUGGUGAAAGAACUUCAAGACAUCAGGACCUCAGGAACAAAAUGCUUUCGGGACAUCCAGGUGGAUGAAAAAAACAUGCUCACAUGGCAGGGGUUGAUUGUACCUGACAACAGCCCGUACAACAAGGGGGCCUUUCGGAUAGAGAUCAACUUCCCGGCCGAGUACCCGUUCAAGCCGCCCAAAAUCACUUUUCGCACCAAGAUCUACCACCCCAACAUUGACGAGAAGGGCCAGGUGUGCCUGCCCAUCAUCAGCGCCGACAACUGGAAGCCGGCCACCAAGACGGACCAAGUUAUCCAAGCUCUGAUUGCGCUAGUCAACGACCCAGAGCCAGAGCACCCGCUACGUGCCGACCUUGCCGAGGAGUACAGCAAAGACCGGAAGAAGUUCCUGAAAAAUGCAGAGGAGUUCACCAAGAAGCACUCCGAGAAGCGGCCGCCUGACUAAGCUCCUAGCUGCCUAGCACCGCUUGAGCGAUGCGUGGUGCUCAUGGGCAACAAAAAGUGAAAAUGAGGGCAGAUGAAAAAAGCAUGGGUCUUUCAAAUUCUUGAGCCCGCCUUCAUUUCAAGUGUACUUGUUUUCUUCUCUCUCUGUAUGCGUGCCUACUCAACGAAAGUGUGUGAGUGCUUGAAUCUGAAAACUUGGGCCUCUCUAGCAGGGAACUUUUCUUUUUUUAAUUUCACCAGCUGUGAUGCUGUGUGAAAUUUGGGUUUUUCUCUCUGUUUUCUUGAGAUGUCAUACAUGUUAGUGUGAGGUAGUAUGCUGCCCAUUUUAGCCUUGAUGUUCUUUCGCUUCCUGCCAUGUGCAGGAGCAGCAAGUUUGCUAUGAUGUCAUGCUUUAGCGCUAGCUUGCUACUCUUGCUGUUUCAUGCGCUGCUUGUUGAACAAUGCUGUAGGACGCAUCGGGCGGGUGAAUAUUUGUUCCCGGUAUUAUUGUCUUUCGUUUUCUUUUUUCAAAUUCUUUUCAGUGUUUUGUAAGACAGCAGGCCUUGUCAUCGCUUUAUUCUACCUUGCUACUGAGCAGUGUUGUAAGCGAAAGGUGCGCACAUCUAGGCGAUUUUCAGCAUUCAUUUCUCUUCGUGAGGCAGAAGGGAAACGUUGUUGGAAUUUGUCUGUGUGCUCUUUGUUGUUGUUCUCGUCGUGCUGCAUUCACACCGGAGAGGUGGGAGGAAUGUUUACACGUUCACAGACACGGUGCUUGCAUUUUGUAAUACCCGAGCUCGUAGCUGGCUCGUGGUGCAGUGCACGGUUCGCCUUAAAGCCCGUGGAAACAAACACACACACAAUGGCACGCUUAGCUGUGUCUCAGAAUGUGACAGGGGAGAACACUGAUAGAAAGGGGUAAAAACAUUAGCCUGUGUUUUCUUAAUCCUACGACACCGCCCAAACACUUAGUGUUACCUAGCCCCCCUUACAAGAACAUUUUCGUGUCAUAGUCGGCACAGUUUUUUUUUUUUUUUUCAAUUAUUGUAUGUUGUGAUAAUUAGACCUUUCAUGUAUUUCAUGCGUCGUUUAUGAUUACUCUGAGCUUACAUUUUUUUGUUUGUAUAAUUGCGCGAUAGUACGGAGUAUGAGAAUCACAAAUAAAUCUCGAUUGAUUUGUUUUAUUA